UUUACCAGGGUCGAAUGAGAGAUAGAAAACCAACAAAACAUACCGGCCCUCAAGACUCCAAGAAAAACAAUGAACUCGUGAAUAUCGAGCUCUCUUUUUCUCUCUCUCUCUGAUUACCAGUCCUCUCCCUCUUCCUUUCUCCAAGCCCUUUCCUCAAAUUCACUCUUUUAGGAGUAAAGCAAGGGAAGGCGGAGGAGAAGGAGAUGGAGGGCUUCUCUCCAUCCUCUCCCCCUCGGAUCUUUUGGAACUCCCGCAAGAGAUCUGCCAGUACAAGGAGCUUGGAGAAUGUACUGAAAGUGGAAUUGGAAAAGACAGCGACCCAUGAACCAAGUGAUGUACCUAUGAAUGGGGAUGAAGUGCCACCAACUUCUGCAGAUGAAACUCCAAUUGGUGAAAAAGACAAUGCUGCCCUCUCUGAACGACGGAAAGCCCUGUUUGAACCAUUGGACCCUAUCGGCAGUGGCCCAAUUGGAAGGCGCAUCCCAGCUGAAGACUUGCUCCCCCCACCAGACUUUGAAUCUGCAUCCUACCCAAAAGGAUGGUUGGUUGGGAAGAAGAGAAAGCUUGUGAAUGUUGAUGUGGUUGAGAGCAUGCGGAGAAUCGCUGUCCAAGAGAUGAACCGAAAGGAUCGGGAAAUUGAUGGACUUAAUGAACAAUUAGCAGAGGACUCACGCUGCCUUGAACACCUCCAGAUGCAGCUGUUGCAGGAGCGCAGCAAGCGGACGGAUGUGGAGAGGGAGAAUUCAAUGCUCCAUGAGCAGAUCUCAAUGCUGAUGAACAUGUUGGAGGAAACUGAACCCCCAGUAGAUGUGGAGGUUGCUUCUGAGGAUUCUUGAUUGCCUCCAUCUUAUUAUGUUCAUAUUAUGCCCUAUGAGUGCAAUGUGUUCUUUUCCUUUCGUGCUUUGCCCAAUACAGUGAAUACACAGGAAAUGUUAGUAUUGUAUCCCUUGGAGAUGAUGCUUUUGUUUUCAAUGUGUAAUUAUUUCAUAACCUUUAUUUAUGUUUUUAUACUUUAUAUCAAACCAUCAAUAUAUAAAAGAAAUCAUUUAUUA
Dioscorea cayenensis subsp. rotundata (Guinea yam) is the source of this 1052-nucleotide messenger RNA. Its product is annotated as protein HEADING DATE REPRESSOR 1. The transcript has 4 exons. The record is from RefSeq and is a predicted model, not a curated record. The coding region runs from base 204 to 836 and encodes 210 amino acids. NCBI's taxonomy places the organism in Eukaryota, Viridiplantae, Streptophyta, Magnoliopsida, Dioscoreales, Dioscoreaceae. Gene Ontology annotation, biological process: regulation of flower development.